UUUUAAUUACAAAGCGGAACGUUCAGAGAGCUUCCGUUGUCUCCUCUACUGAGCCAGCGCUGAACAGUGACCUUCUCCGAGUAGUUCAGUGCGCUUACUAACUAAAGAUGGCAGGUGCAUUCAACGUGUGGUGGGCUAAGAUGUCGCCAUACUACGCCAAGGCAAACCGGGAGAUGUUUGUUGGUUUAGGAAUCAUGGGUUUCUUAUACUACAAACUUUCAUAUGGAGGAAAGAAGAAAGCAGUUCAGUCAAAGCCAGCACAUUGAUCGGACCACCGGAGCAUCAUUCCCCGAAUCCCCAUCACCUCUCUGUACAUCUUCCCCUGAAGAACUUCCCCUGGAUAUCUGUAUUUUAUUUCAUGGAAACAAUAAAAUGCUUGAAUUGGAUCCACCCUAUGGACAAUACACUGCUUUUGUAGUCUUUCCACUCCCUCUUGCAGGAAAUUUGUAUCGGCAAAUGUGCAGCUGCUUGAUUGCUAACUUAUGAAAAUAAACCAUUAAAGAUGUCCUGCCAAAAUCUUUUAA
Messenger RNA from Danio aesculapii, 524 nucleotides. It is a transcript of the gene atp5mj, whose product is annotated as ATP synthase membrane subunit j. The record is from RefSeq and is a predicted model, not a curated record. The transcript has 4 exons. Bases 108 to 266 code for a protein of 52 amino acids. Lineage: Eukaryota; Metazoa; Chordata; Actinopteri; Cypriniformes; Danionidae. Gene Ontology annotation, cellular component: mitochondrion.